Messenger RNA from Diatraea saccharalis (sugarcane borer), 444 nucleotides. Lineage: Eukaryota; Metazoa; Arthropoda; Insecta; Lepidoptera; Crambidae. The record is from the annotation of a GenBank genome assembly.
AUGAUCCGUAUUGUAUUAUUGCUCGUUCUAAUAACACUCGCGUUGUCAGCUAGAGAGCCUAAACAAAUAAAUUUAACCAAUCAAGGGACAAUAGCAGGAAUGUACAUAACGAGGUUCAGAACAAAGAGAAUCGCCGCCUAUUUAGGAAUACCAUAUGCUGAGCCCCCGAUCGACUUCAGAAGGUUUAUGGCACCGGAGUACACUGUUUUGACUUCGUGGGAUGGGGUGCGAAAUGCGACUUUAUACGCACCAGAUUGUAUGCAAAGUGAGGCGAAAAGCGACGAUGUACAACAAAGGACUUGGAACAAACAUGAUGAACUGUUUAUGAAGCUACUCGAUUCGCAAUUGGAGCAGCCAAGGAAAAAGGAGUUUUCCGAGGAUUGUUUGUAUUUGAACGUUUACGUUCCGGCUGACGGUGAGAAUUCGGAAAUUUGUUUUCAUUAA